Molecule: messenger RNA, 5706 nt
Organism: Stegastes partitus (bicolor damselfish)
Lineage: Eukaryota; Metazoa; Chordata; Actinopteri; Pomacentridae
Gene: gon4la
Product: gon-4 like a
Exons: 26
Coding region: 449-4270 (1273 amino acids)
Biological process (GO): regulation of DNA-templated transcription
Cellular component (GO): nucleus
Molecular function (GO): transcription coregulator activity
Source: RefSeq, a predicted model, not a curated record
GACGGUUGUGGCGGUCCGAGCUGCACCGGAGGAUCCUCACUGUUAUUCCGCGGUAUUGGGUGACACCGGGCAGACAGGGUCGACUGCACCGGACACACUCACCGAAAAUCUGCCUCCGUCAGAAGGAGCGGGCUGUCGGGGCAGGUGAGCCGCCUGGAGCCGGAGUUCUAUGGACAUUCAGCGGGGACGGAAGACACGGAGACCCGGAGACAGCUGCUGGUCACAGGCUCAGCAGCUAACUGCUAAUGGAUAGUAGCUAACAGCGGCUAACCGGAGCUAAGAGAUACAGACAGCAGCUAACUGCUAACGGACAGUAGCUAACAGCGGCUAACUCGCUGCGGUGGCUCAGAUCCGUCGGUGUGUUACCGCGUUUGGAUGCUAGCAGGAGUAGAGAGGAGCUUCACAGCACCGCAGAAACAAACCACUUCAGAGGUCAUGUUUCUCCACGAUGAACCCAGCCCGCAAACGCCUCAAACUCAGCCCAUCCAAACUGCAGCCUGCUGCCACCGACUCCAGCAGCAGCUCCCAUGAUGCUUUGCUGCUGCCGCCUCCUCGAGCCUGUGUAGGGGCUGGAGCCGAGGAGGAGGAGGAAGAGGAAGGAUACCUGCUGGUCAUGGAGGAUGCCACUGACUCCAGCCUCGUCAUCACUAUGGAGGACAGCCAGGUGGAGGUGAAGGCGGCGAGGAGAAAGGCAGCGAGGAAGUGGAGCCGGAAAGUGACUGAUGAUGAGGAGAGGGGCGGAGCCUCGGAGAGUGACGAGGAGGACACGGGAGUGGAUGUGGAGAUUGACAGACAGCUGGAUCAGUCACUGGAGACAAAGUCCAAACAACACAACCUGACCACUGUGAACGUCAGAAACAUCAUCCACGAGGUGAUCACCAACGAGCACGUGGUGGCCAUGAUGAAAGCCGCCAUCAACGAGACAGAGGCCGUCCCUCCCUUUGAGCCUAAAAUGACUCGAUCCAAGUUUAAAGAGGUGGUGGAGAAAGGAGUGGUGAUUCCAGCCUGGAACAUUUCUCCCAUCAAGAAGACCAGCGAUGCCCACAAGGCUCCUCAGUUCGUGGACAUCCCUCUGGCUGAAGAAGACUCCUCUGAUGAAGAGUACCAUCCAGAUGAGGAGGAGGAGGAUGAGACAGCUGAAGAUACGUUCCAGGAGAGUGACAUGGAGAGCACAGCGUCAUCUCCAAGGGGGAGUCGCCUGAACCGAGUGGAGGAGGAGAGCUGCAGCCCCUGGCAGACUUCUCGGAGUCGAUCCAGACAUUUGAGGGCGGGGCUUGUCUCAAUGGGACCUCCUCCUCCACCCAAAACCCCGCCUCCUAGAGCAGUGACUGACAGCACAUUCCUGGAGAAGCUUCACGCUGUGGAGGAGGAGCUAGCUGUUUGUAUGGAGCCCUACCAGCCUCUGUCUGAGUCAGAGGAUGAGGCAGGUCUGAUGGCGUACCGGACUCGGUCCAAGCGUCCUCUCCGGGAUGUCCCACUUGGACAGCUGGAGGCGGAGCUCCGUGCUCCUGACAUCACGCCUGACAUGUAUGACUCCAGUUCCGCCCACGAGGACAGGGAGUGGACUGAUUGGCUGAGAGGCCUGAUGAGCUCAGACGUGGACAACGAAGAGGAGUGUGAUGAUGAAGAUGAUCCAGAGUACAACUUCCUGGCUGACAACGACGAACCAGAUCUGGAGGAUUACCGUGACGACAAGGCUGUCCGCAUCACCAAGAAGGAGGUGAACGAGUUGAUGGAGGAGCUCUUUGAAACGCUCAAAGAGGACCUGGCUGGACAGGAGGUGGAUGAUGAAGGCCACGAGGAGGAGGAGGAGCCACAGGAGGAAUCACACGCUGUCCAGACAGACACACAGCAGCAGCACACAGCGGCAGCUCAAGAUGAGCAGGAGGACGGACCAAUCACAGGGCGGCAUACUGUGAAGCAACAACUGGCUUUGAUCAGGAGGAGACAGACACACACACCGAGUAACACACACUGUACAGAACCGCACACACUGAGGCUGAACGCACAACAGAAGAGACGCCUGCAGCAGCAGCUACAGCAGCAUGUCCAGCUGCUGACUCAGGUCCACCUGCUGUCCUCACCUGUGUCCAAACUGCAGAGUGAGGCUGAGACCAGCAGACAGUUCCUGUUCGAGCUGAACCUGUUGGCGCAGCGUGGCGAGCUGAUGCGGUCUGCAGAACGUCCUGGUUUCUGUAGUGCCUUCAGAGCCUCCAACCUGCAGGGGGCGCUGCAGCUGCUGGAGGAGCUGCGACAGGCUCCCAUCAGCUACCGGCCGCAGCUCCGCCUACCGGACGCCAGAGGUUACAUGCGAUGUUUCCCCGUCAUGCCGUCGGAACUGGCCUGGAUCUUCGCUACCCGUCCAACCUUUCUCUACCCUGAGCUGCUGCCCUGCGUCAGCCUCGACCCGGACCUGUACUGCCCCCGCAGGACGGCGGCGUUCACUGCAGCCGAGGACUGCCUGCUGGUCCUCGGCCUCAGGAACAUGGAGGGAGCAUGUGACCCUCCAAAGCUGGUGUCUCAGUUCCUGCUGAGGAAGACUUUGGUCCAAGUACGACGAAGAAUCCUGCAGUGCUGCAGACCUGGUUUCCCUGACAACAUCGUCAAGGCCUUCAGGUAUCAGCGGCUGCUCUGGUCGAUGCCGGUGGCCUGUCGUCCUGUGGCUCCAGCAGAGCGGCGCCCCCCUGUGGAGAGAGACGAGAGCAUCAUGCCUCUGUGGCUGGUGCGGAGUCUUCCCGUCAUCUUCCCGACCAUCAGCUGCUACAACAGUCCUUCUGGCUCCGCCCCCUGUCAGAGUCAGCUGACCUCCUUGCGCUCUGCCCCCAGCAGCUACAGCUUCCCCCCUGGCGGCAGGUAUCCGCCCCGCCUCCCAGAUCACCUCGGCUUCCGCCGAAUCGGCUUUGUGCUGCUGCAGCAGCCCCUCCCUCCUCCUUCCACCAACUCCUCCCCCUCACCGCCGCCUCCACAAGCACUGCUCCAACGCCUCCUCCUGACCAGGACCGACAGUCCUGCAGACAUCACAUCCUCCUCCAUCUCUACGGCAACCAGAGACCGAAUCAGACGCCACUGUCAGAUGCUGGCAGGUCUUAGGAGGAACAGGUUAACUCCGCCUCCUGCUCGGAGAGAAGCUCUGAUUGCCACACCGCCACCUCCUCCUGAAGGCCCGGCCUCCUCUCAGCUGAUAGCAAAUGAUGUCCGCAGAGUGGAGGAAGAGGAGGAGGAAGAGGAAGAGGAGGGAGACGUCCUCCUGACGCUGUCUGAAUCUUCGCCCAGUGCUGCAGAAAGUGACGACAACCUGGAGGAGGCGGAGCCAGACAGAAAAAAGGAAGAGACUCUGACAUCCAGAGAAGAAGAUGGAGGAACAUCUUCAGAAGAAUCCAGAGCGUCUGCCGUCCAGCUGCAGGAGGCGGAGUCAGUUGACAGUGAUGGUGGCGAUCAGUCGGAGGAUGUGGCCUUCGCUCAGGACUACCUGCACAGAGUGUGUGAUGCCGUACAGGUGAGCCCCGGCCUCCCGGAGCAGCUGCUGCAGGUUCUGGAUGAGUUUUCAGCUGCAGGGCCCCUAGAGGCCCCUGAGCUUCUGUACAGCAGGCUGAGCAGCAUCCUGCAGCCGUGGCCUCAGCUGCUCAGAGACUUUGCCGCAUUUCUAAACCGCAGACAGGCGCAGCGCUGCAGUCUGCUGUUGGAGCAGCAGCUCUUUGAACGCAGCCGGCGGUUUCUUCGAUGCCUGAGGCGGAGCCUGGGACAAAGCUCCGCCCCCUACCAGCAGGUGGUGUCUGUGCUGCAAGGAAACCCCGCCCCCUCACCUGAAGACAUGGCACAGCUGUCGUCUCUGCUCAGACUCCAUCCACGCCUGCAGCAGGAAGUCUGUGACUUCUUUUCACACAUCCCCUCGUCACCCGUAGCAACCAGCUCCAACACAGACUGCGUUUCCCAAAAUCCUCCAGACAGGAAGACAGUUGAUCCUCAGAUGGCCAAUGACAGAGAGGAGGGGGAGGAGCAACGAGCUGCUGGGGGCAAAUGCAUCAAGAUGGAGCCAAACAGAGGGAAGGUGGUCACCUGGACACGUGACGCUGACCGAAUCAUCCUGACGGCGUGUCAGCAGAGAGGAGCCAAUCAGAGCACAUUCAGACAGGUGUCUGUCCAGCUGGGAAACAGGACUGCCCAACAGGUCCACCUUCGAUUCAAGAACCUCAUGAAGCUUUUCCACAAGUCUACCUACUGCGCCUCAGAGAACCAGCCAAUCAGCAGACAGGACGCAGCUCCGGACUGACCAAUCACAGACGGAUUCAGAGCCAACACUGAUCCAGACCCGCUGCAGCAGGAUCGAACCUGUGACGCUUCAGUUACAUGAUGAAGUCCAGCAAAGAAAGAACAUUUGUAGAACCCUUUUAAGGAUUCUUUAGUUUAAUUUCAGUAAAAGUUCUCCAGACGUGACUCAGGAACUCACAGGAACAUUCUGAAUUCAGAGGUUGUAGAUGUGAAUCCAUGAGAUUUCAUCCUUGCAACUCAAGAACUCACCUGACUCAUCUGGAGUUCUUCAGCCAGCCUGCGGUUCUAAACGUCAGGGUUUAAGUGAGUCCAGAACACGCCGACCUUUAGAUCAGACUCUGGAAUCAGUAGAAGUUUCAAACUUUAAAAGCUUUAAAGUUUAAAACUUAUCUUCAGAGUUUUGUUCAGGAGGCCAUCCAUGAUGGUUUUGGACUUCCUCAUACAGUCGUUCUUUCUAGUCCUAACUGAGUCUGUAGAACUUGGUUUAGUUUUGCACAAUAUUCAGAAACUUGAAUUCAGCUUAAAGAAACCAGAAAACAUGAGUGAGAUUAAGUCCAGAACCUGUUCAGUGUUAAUACCACAGAACGUGUUCUAGAUUCAGAGCUGUCAUUCUGGAUGUGCGGAGGGAGUCAAAUGACAGACUCUAGGUUUACUGAGGAACAGUUCAGGAGUUCUUCAGAAUGUUCCUGUUUGUUUCACCAGUUCUGGAAUUCACUAUAGAUCUCUACCUUCCGCUGGGUUCUAGAAGGAACCAAAGCAGAUCUGAAACAACUCAGAAUGAUGCAGAACCUCAAAACUCUGAAGGUUUGUUCUAGUUUUGACUCACAGGUUGGUUGUAGCUGCAGCUCAGAGCAGAGUUCACAUGGAGGUCUACUCAAAUUUAUUUAUUCUUAAUUUAUGUCAUCUGAUGUCAUAGAGGGGCGGAGUCUUGGUCACAUGACACAGGUGAGGGGCUGCAUGUGUGUUUCUCGCCGCUUUGUGUUGGUUUGUUUUUGUUUUCUUGUUCCGUUUCAUCUUGAAGGCUCAGGUGUGACAGCUGUGUGAUGAUGUCAGCAGGUGAAGGUCAGCUGAUCGAAGAUAAACAAACAUCUGGAUCUGCAGAAACGUUUUAGCAUCGAGCAGGUCGGCAGUGAAACAUCAGAAGUAGUUAGUCCUCCCAUGAUGCACUGGGGUUGACCUGCCUCAUCAGCGGCCUUAUUUACCUGUUCAUGAAGGUUGUGUGAAUGUUCUAUAAAGGUUUUGUGGAAGCAUGUGUUUAUUCAUAUUGAAUAUGGACGAAUUGCUUCAAGAAACUUUACUUAUUUCAAAUCGUUUUAUUUCUGUUUGUUAACUGAUGUUUCUGUUUAAGGAGGAUUUUUAAGAUGAAAUUUGAUGUGUAAAUCAGAGAUCAGCUGAUCAGAAAGAAAAUAAACAUUUAAAUAAAAAAUGUUGCAUGAA